Molecule: messenger RNA, 1013 nt
Organism: Brassica oleracea var. oleracea
Lineage: Eukaryota; Viridiplantae; Streptophyta; Magnoliopsida; Brassicales; Brassicaceae
Product: expansin-like A1
Exons: 3
Coding region: 84-881 (265 amino acids)
Biological process (GO): sexual reproduction
Cellular component (GO): extracellular region; plant-type cell wall; plasmodesma
Source: RefSeq, a predicted model, not a curated record
UCUGUCUAUCUAUCACUCACAUUCGUAUUAGGUUUUGUUGCCUUUUUCUCUCUUCGUAAGCAAACUACAAAAAUAAAAUAAAAAUGGGAAGCUGCUUUCUCGUCGUCUUCGUCGUUUUACUCUUCUCCUCCUCCGUUAACGCCUGCGACCGAUGCCUUCACCGUUCUAAGGCUGCUUAUUUCUCCUCUGCCUCUGUUCUCUCCUCCGGAGCUUGCUCCUACGGUUCAAUGGCUACGGGUUUCUUUGCCGGUCACAUAGCCGCUGCCGUGCCUUCCAUCUACAAAGACGGCGCCGGCUGCGGAGCUUGCUUCCAGGUCAGAUGCACCAACCCUUCUCUUUGCAGCACCAAAGGAACCGCGGUGAUGGUCACCGACCUGAACAUGAGCAACCAAACCGAUCUCCUCCUAAGCAGCAGAGCCUUCAGGGCUAUGGCUAAGCCGGUUCUUGGCGCCGACAGAGAUCUUCUUAGACAAGGCAUUGUGGACGUUCAAUACCAGAGAGUCCCUUGCGAUUACGGAAACAAGAAGAUGAUGAAUGUGAGAGUUGAAGAAGCAAGCAAGAAGCCAAACUACUUGGCAAUAAAGCUCUUGUACCAAGGAGGCCAAACCGAAGUCGUAGCCAUCGACAUUGCUCAGGUUGGUUCCUCCCACUGGAGUUACAUGACCAGAAGCCGCGGAGCCGUCUGGGUCACGGACAAAGUACCAACCGGACCUCUUCAGUUCAGGUUCGUGGUGACUGCUGGCUUCGACGGCAAAAUGCUCUGGUCUCCGAGAGUUCUUCCGGCCAACUGGGAAGCCGGCAAGAUCUACGACGCCGGCGUUCAGAUCACCGACAUUGCUCAGGAAGGUUGUGAUCCAUGCGACGAUCACAUCUGGAACUGAUUUACUACUUACUUCCUUAGAGCCCUCCUCAUGUGUAAUCUCAGUCAUUCACUAUUAUUUCAUUAACUGCAAUUAAUGUUAUUUUCUUCUUUUCUGAAAUAACAAGAGAACUAAGAAAGAUUAAAAGAUGGA